Messenger RNA from Dufourea novaeangliae, 1076 nucleotides. RefSeq names its product elongator complex protein 6 (gene Elp6). The transcript is spliced from 3 exons. The record is from RefSeq and is a predicted model, not a curated record. Gene Ontology annotation, biological process: tRNA wobble uridine modification. NCBI's taxonomy places the organism in Eukaryota, Metazoa, Arthropoda, Insecta, Hymenoptera, Halictidae. Gene Ontology annotation, cellular component: elongator holoenzyme complex. The coding region runs from base 278 to 1072 and encodes 264 amino acids.
ACUAAAGCCCUGUACCUUAAAAGGACAAAACAUUUUACUGUAUUACUCUCUUCUAUUAAUUACUAGCAUAAUUAUCAAGUGAAGUUUGUAAAAGGCUGAUGUUGAGUAAGACUGAGGAUAACCAUUUUAAAUGAGCUCUGACGCUCCUACUGGAAGCAAAAUGGACCAAUAGGAUGAAAUCACACGAUAAACCAAGCUGCCAUUAUUAUUUUGACACGAAUUGAUACGAGACAAUAUUGUUACUUCGAAUGAACAGUUGCAAAUUGUUGGUAAUAAAAUGGACCCAGUAACUAAUGUGCUUGGUAUUGAUAAAGUAGAUAUGGGCGGAAAAUUCAUUUUAAUCGAGGAACGACCUAACAGCAACGCACAUUUUGUGUUAAAUUCAAUUAUUAUCAAUGCGUUAAAUAAAAAUUACGGAAUUUGUUUUGUACUUUUUCAUAGUACCUUUAAUCAUUAUCAUAACGUGGGUAUGAAAUUUGGUUAUAAUCUUACAAUGUUAAGAGCAGAAGGUAAGGUUAAUCUUAUAGAACCAAUGAAAAUUAUUGCAUCGAAUAUUCAAUGCACAGUCGAUGAAGAAACACACAAACUACAAGAAGCUGAUACUAAAGUAACACCUAAUAUCAGUAGCAUCAUAAAUGAUAGCUUGUGUAGGACUAUAAGAAAUGGAUACUAUGAAAUGACAAAAAAUAACCAUGUGGUUAUUGUAAUUGAUGAUUUGAGUCACCUUUACAAUUUAGGAUUCACUUUAAGAGACUCUAUGUAUUGCCUAAGAUACAUAAGAUCGCUCAUUGAACACGACAAUACAUCCCAAUUGUGUAUUGUAAUACAUACGUAUGAACGUGAACUGCAGAGUUGCAUUGCGAAUGUAGCUGCAGAUACUUUAAAACAUAUGGCUCAUUUAUUUGUUAUAAUUGAUUCCCUUGAAACAGGAUAUUCUAGCGAUAUGUCUGGAAAAAUAACAAUUAAUUGGAGAAUAGAUUGCAUCCGAAGAACACACAAUUGGUCAGAGAUAUCAAAAUACCUGUAUAAGUUGUCAGAUCGACAAGUAAAAAUUUACACAUCUGGUCAUUAGUUAU